AUGUUCGUCUACAGACCCAGAGGCCUGAGAACCCGACACCUGCUGCUGUCGCUUCUGCUCCUCGCAUCCUGGGAGUCCGGGAGCUGCCAGGUCCGCUACUCGGUCCCCGAGGAGGCCAAACACGGCACCUUCGUGGGCCGCAUCGCGCAGGACUUGGGGCUGGAGCUGACGGAGCUGGUGCCCCGCCUGUUCCGCGUGGUGUCCAAAGGCCGCGGGGACCUGCUGGAGGUAAAUCUGCAGAAUGGCAUUUUGUUUGUGAAUUCUCGGAUCGACCGCGAGGAGCUGUGCGGGCGGAGCGCGGAGUGCAGCCUGCACCUGGAGGUGGUGGUGGAGCGGCCGCUGCAGGUUUUCUACGUGGAGGUGGAGGUUAGGGACAUUAAUGACAACCCGCCGGUGUUCUCCGUCUCAGAACAAAAGCUCUCGGUACCGGAAUCCCGACUGCUGGACUCCAGGUUUCCGCUAGAAGGCGCAUCUGACGCGGAUGUCGGAGAAAACGCAAUGCUUACGUACAGACUCAGUCCUAAUGAGUUUUUCAUUCUUGAUAUUAUAAACAAAAAAGACAAAGGCAAAUUCCCAGUACUUGUUCUACAAAAACUGCUGGACCGUGAAGAAAAUCCUCAACUUUCGUUAUUAUUAACGGCAACCGAUGGAGGCAAACCGGAACGUACCGGAUCUGUUUCUCUGCUGAUCUUGGUCUUGGAUGUCAAUGACAAUGCCCCUGUAUUUGACCGACCCAUUUAUGAAGUUAGGAUGCAUGAAAAUUCACCGAAUCAAACUUUGGUAAUAUGGCUAAAUGCUUCUGAUGCGGAUGAAGAAAUAAACAAAGAACUGAUAUAUUCCUUUAGCUCUUUGGUUACACCCAGCAUAAGAAGAAAAUUUCUGAUGAAUGAAAGGACAGGAGAAAUAAGAGUAAAUGAUGCUAUCGACUUUGAGGAUAGUAACAAUUACGAAAUUCACGUAGAUGUUACAGAUAAAGGAAACCCACCUAUGGUUGGUCACUGCACUGUCCUAUUGGAAAUCCUGGAUGAAAAUGACAAUUCACCUGAGGUGGUUGUCACUUCCCUGUCUCUUCCCCUGCUAGAGGAUGCUCAGGUGGACACUGUCAUCGCCUUGGUCAGUGUCUCUGACCGUGACUCUGGCACCAAUGGGCAGGUGACCUGCUCCCUAACACCUCACGUUCCCUUCAAGCUGGUGUCAACUUUCAGGAAUUACUAUUCACUGGUGCUGGACAGCGCCCUGGACCGCGAGAGCGUGGCGAACUACCAGCUGGUGGUGACGGCGCGGGACGGGGGCUCCCCUUCACUGUCGGCCACAGCCAGCGUGUCCGUGGAAGUAGCCGACGUGAAUGACAACGCGCCCACAUUCGCGCAGCCCGAGUACACGGUGUUCGUCAAGGAGAACAACCCACCCGGCUGCCACAUCUUCACAGUGUCCGCGCGGGACUUGGACGCGCAGGAGAACGCGCUGGUGUCCUACUCGCUGGUGGAGAGGCGGGUGGGCGAGCGUGCGCUGUCGAGCUACGUGUCCGUGCACGCGGAGAGCGGCAAGGUGUUCGCGCUGCAGCCUCUGGACCACGAGGAGCUGGAGCUGCUGCAGUUGCAGGUGAGCGCGCGCGACGCGGGCGUGCCGCCUCUGGGCAGCAACGUGACACUGCAGGUGUUCGUGCUGGACGAGAACGACCACGCGCCCGCGCUGCUGCCUCCCGGGGCGGGCGGCGGGGGCGGCGCUGUGAGCCAGCUGGUGUCUCGGUCUGUGGGCUCGGGCCACGUGGUGGCGAAGGUGCGCGCGGUGGACGCGGACUCUGGCUACAACGCGUGGCUGUCUUAUGAGCUGCAGGCGGCGGCGGGUGGUGCGCGCAGCCCAUUCCGCGUGGGGCUGUACACGGGCGAGAUCAGCACGACGCGUGUCCUGGACGAGGCGGACGAACCUCGCCAGCGCCUGUUGGUGCUGGUGAAGGACCACGGGGAGCCUGCGCAGGUGGCCACGGCCACUGUGCUGCUGUCUCUGGUGGACAGCAGCCAGGCGCCAAAGACCUCAUCGCGUGUGUCUUCCAGCGCCGGGAGCUCAGAGACCGCCCUGGUGGAGGUGAACGUGUACCUGAUCGUCGCCAUCUGCGCAGUGUCCAGCCUGUUGGUGCUGACGCUGCUGCUGUACACGGCGCUGCGGUGCUCGGCCCCGCCCCGCGAGGGCGCGUGCGCGCAGGGGAAGCGGGUGCUGGUGUGCUCGAGCGCAGUGGGGAGCUGGUCGUACUCGCAGCAGAGGAGGCAGAGGUGUGCUCUGGGGAGGGGCCGCCCAAGACGGACCUCAUGGCCUUCAGCCCCAGUCUGCCACCCUGCCCGGUACCAGUGGUGGAGGUGGAAGAACAGUCUAUUGGAGGGGAUCACUCUAAAAAGGAUGUCGUUGUUCUCAAAGGAGAGGAUUGUUUUAACAAAGAAAAAUAACGAUUAUUCCCAGGACCAGAAAGAUUCUCCACCGUUCCGGAGCUUUAAAGACUAUUAA
This is a messenger RNA of Artibeus jamaicensis (Jamaican fruit-eating bat), 2499 nucleotides long. Its product is annotated as protocadherin alpha-10-like. Gene Ontology annotation, molecular function: calcium ion binding. Gene Ontology annotation, cellular component: plasma membrane. Gene Ontology annotation, biological process: homophilic cell-cell adhesion. The record is from RefSeq and is a predicted model, not a curated record. Lineage: Eukaryota; Metazoa; Chordata; Mammalia; Chiroptera; Phyllostomidae.